Enterospora canceri is the source of this 1884-nucleotide messenger RNA. The record is from the annotation of a GenBank genome assembly. NCBI's taxonomy places the organism in Eukaryota, Fungi, Microsporidia, Enterocytozoonidae.
AUGCUUAUCAUAUCACUUUAUGUUAGUGUUGUAAUAUGUAUUGUUAUACUACAAACCUAUCCGCCGCAGCCAACAUCACCAAAUCACAACUAUGUGUCGUUUUUUGAUUAUUUUCAUUGGCAUCCUAACCCCAUUAUGAUAUUUGCAAUAAUCGGUAGUGGAAGAAAUAAUGAUCAAGAUAGAUCAGUAUCUGAAUUACAGCGGUUUAAAGGUGCUGGUUACACCAGGUUGUUCUAUUUGACAUUCAUGAAGUACAUUUGGAGAAUAACAAGAAACCGAAUUGCACUUGUGGUGAUAACAGUGCUCUAUUUCAUUCAGGGAUUUGCGAACACGAAACUGAGUUUGCAAAAGGGUGCAUUGACAGAUGCAAUUGUGAAAAAAAGAGACAAUUCUGGGUUUGAACUUGCUAAGGUGACUAUGCUUCAAGUAACCACUUUAAUCAUUGGUGAAGUAAGCAAAAUGAUUUCAUGUAGUGCAAUAAACAAGGCAUUUACAUCAGCCUGUACAAGACAGUGCAGAAAAAUCAUCACUCAAAUCCCCAAUCUAUUUGAUACGUUUCCAACAGCAAAUGUGAUGUGGAACAUUCAGAUCUAUGGAGAAUCAAUCAAAAUGGUUUGUAGUACAAUGAUGGAUGAUAUCAUUCCACUAAUAGCCACAAUUACUACAUACUCUUAUACGACAUUUCGGGUGAUCAAUCUCGUUGCUGCAUUUGCAUUGAUAUUGGUAUGCGUUAUUUACAUAUUUUUGGUGUAUCAGAUGCACCGUGUUAGAUUGAAUCAGCGAAUAAGCAACAGUAUCAAACUAGACAAGUGUCAAGAAUUACUUAAGAAUACAUUGGACAAUCAGGAACUCAUUUACAUGAAUAACACGUUCGAAUAUGAAACCAGGAAGUUCUCAAACUAUCUAGGAUACACGUAUGAUCAGGAGAGUGAGUAUGUUAAGAAUAACCACAGAAUGGCUGUGGUGUUGGGGAUGUUCUUCUACUUCUGUGAGAUGCAGAUUCUAUUUUAUGAGUGCUUUAUCCGGAAGAACCUAACUGUAAAACAGUUUACAUUCUUCAGUUUAACAUUGGGGAAGCUACAUACACAGCUUAAAAGUGUUACAAGAGUCUGUAGAAUUAUAUCAACUAAUUUGAUAAUGAUCAGGCUUAAGAUGGAUAUCAGAGACAAUAAAAGCAAGCCAAUUUCAGUUAAAACAGAAAAUAAAAGUAUUGCACGAACAAAGAUAGAAAACAAGGCAGAAUUCAAGCAUGAAUGGAGCAUUAGGAACCUGAAUUAUUUGAAUUUAUUUACAGGUGCAUCAUUGACAAUAAGAAAGGGAGAGAAGAUAGCAAUAACAGGAAAGAAUGGAUCAGGAAAAACAACACUAUUAAGAUGCAUGUUGAGACACAUUCAGACGGAAGCAGAAUCCAAAUUUGAUGAGAAUGUAAUUGACUCUUUUGAUGAAAUCAAAGAUGCGUUUGGAUACAUACAGCAAUCCAGCACAUUAUUCAGUCAGAGUGUCCAUUAUAACCUGAAAUAUGGUAACAAACACCAAGAGAUUAACAAGAUUUACAAUGCAGCAAGAGAUCUAAGUGUUCACGAAACCAUAAAAAGCUUAUCAAAUGGAUAUGAAACAAUUUGUGGAGAAAACGGGAACAUGAUAAGCAGAGGAACGAAACAGAAGAUAGCACUUCUCAGGGAGUGGAUUAAAAACAAGCCAAUUCUAUUGCUUGAUGAAGCAACCGCAAGUAUUGAAACCAAGGAUGAAGAAAUGAUUUGGAAGACAAUUCUGAGCAAGGAAGACUUAACUGUCGUAGCAGUGAUGCCUGAAUCAGAGAAAAUGAGGUUGUUUGAUAAAGUUUACAAAGUAGAAGACAAAAGAAUCAAACUAAUCAGGGGAUAA